AUGUUCCCAAAAAUCUUCUUAUCGGUCAUAUUCCUCCUAGGGCUGUUAGGCAGUGUCCUGGCAGUAGGCGAGCUCAAAAUCACGAAAGACACAUCUCUCGGCAGUGACAUGGAAGCCUACAACUCGAAGUGCACCUUUGAAACGCAACCGGACAGGGCGGACUUCCUGAAGAUGAUUGAAGCUGCCUUCAAGGAAAUGCAAGAUAUUCCCGGCUCCAGGAAGGAAAAGCAGAAGCGCCCAAGCGCGAUGAUUGGGCUCUCUAUCAACAACGAAGUCUACUUUGCUUCCUCCGUGAAGGGCAAGAGACAGUUUAUCUAUGAAGAGGUGUCUUGGAAGGGCGGCGACGGCACAAUAAACCCCCCACUCCCAGACAAUUUCAAGGAGGUCACCGACGCUUUAAAGAGUUGUGCCGACGAUCACAAGGUCCGCAAGCAACACGGAAACCAGGCGUCCUGUGGCGAGAUCAUGUCCACACUUCUCUGGAUGGUUGACAACAAGAAUGAAAGCCCAAGAGAUCACAGCCCCAGGAUUGCUGCGUACAAUGCAGGGGGCUACCUUCCCCCUUGUUCAUCGGAUCCGGAAGAUGUGAAAUGGGGAUGCUACCAGUGGAACAAGAAAAUGGAUUUGGAAGUUGUGGAGAAGAGAGACGACCUUCCGGAUGAUUAUACCAAGCCAAAGAAAACCGAAGCAGUCCAGCUAGCGAAAUGCUUGGAGGUUGAAGUUGAUGAGGACGAGACCACCCAAACCCAGAAAUGA
Messenger RNA from Penicillium verrucosum, 756 nucleotides. RefSeq lists its product as uncharacterized. Lineage: Eukaryota; Fungi; Ascomycota; Eurotiomycetes; Eurotiales; Aspergillaceae. The coding region runs from base 1 to 756 and encodes 251 amino acids. The record is from RefSeq and is a predicted model, not a curated record. The transcript has a single exon.